Messenger RNA from Ostrea edulis (European flat oyster), 773 nucleotides. RefSeq names its product GLIPR1-like protein 1. NCBI's taxonomy places the organism in Eukaryota, Metazoa, Mollusca, Bivalvia, Ostreida, Ostreidae. The record is from RefSeq and is a predicted model, not a curated record. The transcript has 7 exons. The coding region runs from base 111 to 686 and encodes 191 amino acids.
CGAUUUAUGUAUCGUAACAUCAAAAUCGAUAUUCAUUUUAAUAAGGUUGGAGUAUUUCUGUAUAAAUAUUGGAGUCACCCUUCACUCAACUAUCCAUCCCGCUAGACGUCAUGAGGGCUGUAUUGUUGAUCUGUCUGUGUCAAGUUAUGAUCGCCAUUGCUGAAGAUGGAAACGCAAAUGCAUAUUUAGAGGCUCACAACGAAGUGCGAAGAACCAUCACCCCAAGCGCUGCAAACAUGAAGAAACUUGUGUGGGACCAGGGCCUGGCCGAUAUCGCCCGGGACUGGGCGUCGAAAUGUGUUAUAGAGAACAAUCCACAUCGUUCCAAUGAAUCUAUGCACGUGGGAGAAAACAUCUUACUUGUUCGGGAAGGAAGAGGUGCAGGCCCCACUGCAAUGGAUAUCGUCAGUAAAUGGGCGGGGCAGCUUGUGUAUUAUGACCCGGUGACGUUUCAAUGUCUUAAAGGAAUACAGUGUUGGAUGUACACACAGAUUGUUUGGGCUGAGACAGAGAAACUUGGCUGUGCAGAACACAGGUGCCCUGGAGGAACAUUUGUUGUCUGUAACUAUGCACCAGGAAGCCAUAUUAAUAUGCAACCGUAUAUCCCUGGGACCCCCUGCAGUCACUGUGCGCACGAAUACACGUGUGACAAUGGACUUUGCAAAAAAAUAUUAUCAGUUCCCUAAUCUGAACAUGAUGAAUCCAAAUAUCCGGAUUCCAGGAAGAGUAAAGGAAUUAGAUGAUGUGAUUUAAUUUAAUAAAGAGCAUCACAA